Molecule: messenger RNA, 2181 nt
Organism: Sturnus vulgaris (Common starling)
Lineage: Eukaryota; Metazoa; Chordata; Aves; Passeriformes; Sturnidae
Gene: VPS45
Product: vacuolar protein sorting 45 homolog
Biological process (GO): vesicle-mediated transport
Source: RefSeq, a predicted model, not a curated record
GCACCGGGACCGGGCGGGGCGGGGCCGAGGCGGGUCAGAGCCGGCCCGGUAGAGGAGCAUCCCCGCCAAGAUGAACGCGGUGCUGGCGGUCCGGCAGUACGUGUCCAAGAUGAUCGAGGACAGCGGUCCCGGCAUGAAGGUGCUGCUGAUGGACCGGGAGACGACCGGCGCCGUGAGCGUGGUGUACACCCAGUCCGAGAUCCUGCAGCGCGAGGUUUAUCUCUUCGAGCGCCUCGACUCGCCCAACAGGGAGCCCAUGAAGCACCUCAAGGCCAUCUGCUUCCUGCGGCCCACCAAGGAGAAUGUGGAGCUCCUGGUGCAGGAGCUGCGAAGGCCCAAGUACAGCGUCUACUUCAUCUAUUUCAGCAAUGUCAUCAGCAAGAGCGAUGUGAAGGCCUUGGCUGAGGCCGAUGAGCAGGAGGUCGUGGCUGAAGUCCAGGAGUUCUACGGUGACUACAUUGCAGUGAACCCACACGUCUUCUCCCUCAACCUGCUGGGCUGCUGUCGGGGCCGCAGCUGGGACCCGGCUCAGCUCACCAGGACGACCCAGGGGCUCACUGCUCUGCUCCUGUCCCUGAAGAAGUGCCCCAUGAUCCGGUACCAGCUCUCCUCAGAGCCAGCAAAGCGCUUGGCCGAGUGUGUGAAGCAAGUGAUCACGAAGGAAUACGAGCUGUUUGAUUUCCGGCGCACUGAGGUCCCGCCCCUGCUCCUCAUCCUGGACCGGUCGGACGAUGCCAUCACCCCACUCCUGAACCAGUGGACGUACCAGGCCAUGGUCCACGAGCUGCUGGGGAUCAACAACAACCGCAUCGACCUGUCCCGAGUGCCAGGGAUCAGCAAGGACCUGCGGGAGGUCGUCCUGUCAGCUGAGAACGAUGAGUUCUACGCCAAUAACAUGUACCUGAACUUUGCUGAGAUUGGCACCAACAUCAAGAACCUGAUGGAGGAUUUCCAGAGGAGGAAGCCAAAGGAGCAGCAGAAGCUGGAGUCCAUUGCGGAUAUGAAGGCCUUUGUGGAGAACUACCCUCAGUUCAAGAAGAUGUCAGGCACUGUGUCCAAGCAUGUGACAGUGGUGGGGGAGCUGUCCCGGCUCGUGGCAGAGCGGAACCUGCUGGAGGUGUCAGAGGUGGAGCAGGAGCUGGCUUGCCAGAAUGACCAUUCCAGCGCCCUCCAGAGCGUGCGGCGGCUGCUGCAGAGCCCGCGGGUGUCGGAGCUGGACGCAGCACGGUUGGUGAUGCUCUACGCGCUGCGCUACGAGCGCCACGGCAGCAGCGGCCUCCCGGCACUGCUGGAGGAGCUGCGGGGCCGCGGCGGCACCGACAGGUACCGCAAGCUGGUGUCCGCCGUGGUGGAGUAUGGAGGGAAGAGGGCCCGAGGCAGUGACCUGUUCAGCCCCAAGGAUGCCGUGGCCAUCACCAAGCAGUUCCUCAAAGGCCUGAAGGGCAUUGAGAACGUGUACACCCAGCACCAGCCCCUGCUCCAGGAAACCCUGGACCAGCUCAUCAAGGGAAAGCUCAAGGACAGCCAGUAUCCCUACCUGGGCCCCAACACACUCCGGGACAGGCCUCAGGACAUCAUCGUGUUCCUCAUCGGGGGGGCCACCUACGAGGAGGCCCUGGCUGUGUUCAACCUGAACCGCUCCAACCCCGGCGUCCGCAUCGUGCUGGGUGGGACCACCAUCCACAACACCAGGAGUUUCCUGGAGGAGGUCACAGCCGCAGGAUUCCGCGGUCGAAGCGCUGACAGCUCCCAAGUGCCACCAAGGUCCAGCAGCCGACGGUGAAUCCUGAAGGAAUGAGCACUUCUUUGCACGUUCAGAGCUUUCCCAGAGCAGAGCAGGAUCUUCCUGCAGCUGGAGCUUCCCCUCCACACCCAGAGUGGCAGCGAAUGCUGGAGCUGGCACUAGCCCGAGGGCAAGGAUAUGUCCCCACUGCAGCUCCUCAUUGUGCCCUCACAAACAGCUCCAGGACUGGGAUUGUCACCUGAGGAGAGCCUGGGAAAGCCCUUGAAUCCCUGCAGCUCCUGGCUCUUUACCAGGACACACGAUGAGUCCCGUGAGGAACCCAGUGAUGCUGCCCCAUGCGGGGGGAGCAGCUGUGGGGUGCGUGGCUGUGGCACAGGAGCCCUUUGCUCUCUUGUCUGUAUAUGUUGAAUCCUAUUAAAUCCCCCACUUUGGCCGAA